AAUAGCCCCGUAGGGCAACAAGGCUGGUUAGUUUUGACCGUGCUGCUUGUACCAUGAAAAAAAAAUCGAUCUCUAUUGGCAGCCAUUUGGGCUUUUAUAUCUGUGAUGCCCCUUUUUUGAACUGUGGUCAUUAAAUGAAGGAAUCUGGUCUGGGAGGGUCCAUCCAUCCCUGCAAAUGAACGAGGGACAGGCAAACUCUCCGGCGAUCUAAAGGAGAGGGAAUGUUGACUAGUGAACACCGCCCGGGCCGAUCAGAAGAGCAGGAACCGGAGCCCAUGCUCAGUCAGAAAACUGUCGGAUCCAGACUUUGGCUCGGGGACGGUUGGAAGUGGGAGAUGGAGAUGCCAGAGGAAGCCGCCAAUAGUGAGCAUUCGCUACCCCCUGUUUAUAUUUAUAGUCCCGAGUAUGUCAGCAUUUGCGACUCCCUCACCAAGGUCCCCAAACGGGCCAGUAUGGUCCACUCUCUGAUUGAAGCAUAUGCCCUGCAUAAACAAAUGAGGAUUGUGAAGCCCAAAGUAGCCUCCAUGGAGGAGAUGGCCUCCUUCCACACUGAUGCCUAUCUGCAACAUCUCCAGAAGGUCAGCCAAGAAGGUGAUGAGGACCAUCCAGACUCCAUAGAAUAUGGACUAGGUUAUGACUGCCCAGCCACAGAAGGGAUAUUUGACUAUGCAGCAGCUAUAGCAGGAGCGACCAUCACAGCUGCCCAGUGUCUGAUUGACGGGAAGUGUAAAAUAGCGAUUAACUGGUCCGGAGGGUGGCAUCACGCAAAGAAAGAUGAAGCAUCUGGUUUUUGUUAUCUCAAUGAUGCUGUCCUGGGAAUAUUAAGAUUGCGACGGAAAUUUGACCGUAUUCUCUAUGUGGAUUUGGAUCUGCACCAUGGAGAUGGUGUGCAAGAUGCCUUCAGUUUUACAUCCAAAGUUAUGACUGUGUCCCUGCACAAAUUCUCCCCAGGAUUUUUUCCAGGAACAGGUGACAUGUCUGAUGUUGGCCUGGGAAAGGGACGGUACUACAGUGUCAAUGUGCCCAUUCAGGAUGGCAUACAGGAUGAGAAGUACUAUCACAUCUGUGAAAGUGUACUAAAGGAAGUGUACCAGGCCUUCAAUCCUAAAGCAGUGGUUUUACAGCUGGGCGCAGAUACCAUCGCUGGGGAUCCCAUGUGCUCCUUUAAUAUGACACCAGUGGGGAUCGGCAAGUGUCUGAAGUAUGUCCUUCAGUGGCAGUUGGCCACUCUGAUUUUAGGAGGAGGAGGCUAUAACCUUGCCAACACGGCUCGUUGCUGGACAUACUUGACCGGGGUCAUCCUAGGGAAAACACUAUCCUCUGAGAUCCCAGAUCAUGAGUUUUUCACAGCAUAUGGUCCUGAUUAUGUGCUGGAAAUCACGCCAAGCUGCCGGCCAGACCGCAAUGAGCCCCACCGAAUCCAGCAAAUCCUCAACUACAUCAAAGGUAAAGGCCAGAUGUUGUGGUGUACACCUGCAACCCGAGCACUGCUGAGGCUGAGGCAGGAGUGUUGAUGAUACAGUGCCAGCAUUUGCUACAAAGGAAUCUGAAGCAUGUGGUCUAGUUGACAGAAAGAGACCAGCUUCCCAGCGCUGGGAAUCCGUGCCUAUAAUGAAGACAGUGUGUUGAUGCAAGCAGUUUGUGGAAUUUGUGACUGCAGGGGAAAUUUGGAAGAAAUUACUUCCUGAAAUUUUUCAAGGGGCACCAAGUGGCAGCUGGCCUCCUGGGGUGAGGAGGCAGGCACCCCAGAGCCAGGCCUAGGGGGAAGAGCAAGUUAUCCAGCAUUUAAAGUGUUUAUUUUAAAACACACACACACAAAUUCAGCUUUCAGUCUUUCAAAAUUAUUUUUAAGCAAGUUGGGGAGGGGGUAUUUUUAUCUUCUAAAAGGGGACAAGUCAGAAGCUGCAGGAAAGUGGGGUUGGGUGGGGUUAGCAGACAGGCAGGUUUGGGCCCUGGGGGCCAUCUAGGUAGAGCCCUGUGGAGGCGGGCUAUCAGCAGACCGGGAGGGAAAGAGGAGUUUACCACUUUUGUUUUAGUGUUCUUCACCCAUGUUGUUUUUAAUAAAAUUUCAAAAACCUA
This is a messenger RNA of Mesocricetus auratus (golden hamster), 2079 nucleotides long. RefSeq names its product histone deacetylase 8 (gene Hdac8). Gene Ontology annotation, molecular function: histone deacetylase activity. The record is from RefSeq and is a predicted model, not a curated record. Lineage: Eukaryota; Metazoa; Chordata; Mammalia; Rodentia; Cricetidae. The transcript has 12 exons. The coding region runs from base 222 to 1514 and encodes 430 amino acids.